CACAACAAAAAAAUGAUUUUUAGGUUACAAAAACUCAAAUUAAUAGAAGAAUUUCCAUGCAGAUUCUUUGAAAAACAAAUAAAAUCAAAAUGCAAAAUCUUACAGCCAUUCAAGAGGAAUAUCACACGCUGCACCAUCAAAAAUCAAGAACACUCCAAUUGAAACAAAAUGUUAUUCCUUUAAGAAAAUUGGACCCGAUGAAUUCAAGUCUAACGCCGUUGUAUGAGACAGGUAAUCAGAGGAAAUUCAUAAAUUCGAAUUGUUUUCAUCUCAAUCAAUAUUGUAGAGGAUUUGGAACUUUUCAGCAUGUGAACUCCAGUAGAAAGACGGACUUGAAUCGGGCACCCACUACCUCUCACAAUGAUUAUGUUCUUGGAUUAUUUUCACAAUGGAGACACUAUUCAGGUAACAAUAAAUCGAAUAACCUAAUGAAUCAACUUCAGCACAGUUUUAGAACGAUCGAACGUAUUUAUGGUAACAGAAUUCCCAAUGUACAACUAAAUUUUAUGAGGUCAUUCCAUCAGAAAAUCCAAGAAACUGAACAUCAACAAACAAUUGGAAACAAGAUAAGGUCAUCUAAUCAUGGAAUCCAGGAAACUCAACAUUAUCAACCAAUUAAAAACAAUAUAAGUUCAUUCCAUCAUGAAAUCCAAGGAGCUCAUCAACAUCAGCAACUGAUUGAAAAUAAUAGUCCAGUCCCUGCAAUCAUCAAUCAUCAACCGAUUAAAAACAAGAUAGGUUCAUUCUAUCAUAGAAUCCAAGAAACUCCUCAACAUCAACAACUGAUUAAAAAUAAUAGUCCAGUCCCUGCAAUCAUCAAUCAUCAACCGAUUAAAAACAAGAUAGGUUCAUUCUAUCAUAGAAUCCAAGAAAAUCCUCAACAUCAGCAACUGAUUAGAAACAAGAGUAUAGUCCCUGCAAUCAUCAAUCAAUCUCAAAGACACCUCCACACAUCACACAGUUCUCUGCAAACAACAAAAGACUAUUAUAAAAUUCUGGGUGUACCUAGGAAAUCGACAGAGGCGCAAAUCAAGAAAGCCUACUUCAUGAAAGCCAAACAAUACCAUCCCGACCAUAACAAAGACCCGGAAGCCAAGAAAAAAUUCCAAGAGCUCUCAGAAGCCUAUGUGGUACUAGGUGACCGGAAAUCGCGAGCCCUUUACGAUCCCAAAUUCAGAAAAGCUACAACUUCCAGGUCAACCCCCAGGGCUCCCAUGAACCCUUCCCCUGCAGCUGUUCAAGGUGCGGCACCUCAAGGUUCCGGGUUCUCCAACAUUUUGACGACAGCUGCUACAGCGAUUGUUGCCUCAGAGCUGUAUAGGAAAGCCAUGAGUAUGGGUCAGAAUCCUGCUGAGGCUUCAGAUCAACAGCAGCCGAUGGAUGCCGAGUCUGCGCAGAAGAUAUAUGAGGAUGUCGAGAAGGAACAGAAAGCCGGGCUGGCUGAAGACGAUGAGGAAAUUGAGGAAACUAUGGAUGCCAUCAAUGACGGGGAGUAUGAUGACGAAAAUGAUGAUGAUUCUGGAGAGUUUGGAGACUUUGGUGAUUCUGAUGAUUUUGGUGGAGGUGAUGAUUCACCACCAGAUUUCGGUAGUGAUUCCAGUGGGGAUAAAUUUAUUUAGAUACAUUAUUGUUUCAGUUUAUUGGA
Messenger RNA from Nilaparvata lugens (brown planthopper), 1645 nucleotides. RefSeq lists its product as uncharacterized. The record is from RefSeq and is a predicted model, not a curated record. The transcript has a single exon. Lineage: Eukaryota; Metazoa; Arthropoda; Insecta; Hemiptera; Delphacidae. The coding region runs from base 90 to 1619 and encodes 509 amino acids.